UUUCUGCUUUAGCUUUCCGCAGACGCCCUCCUUUUUGCUAAAGCCACCUUUUUUACACUCUUUGGGACGUUGAACUUCAGCUCACAUUGCCCCGCACCUUCCCAUAAUUCUUAAACAUGGCGUCGUCACACGCUCUCUCUUCCUCCAUGGAAGCAGCUCUCUCAAGCUCCAAUCUUGUCUCUAGGUUUUCAGAGACGCCGUCAGCAUUUCAAUCCAUCAAACCGUUUAAUAGGACCAGUACUGGUAAUCUUAAGUUAAGUUUUAGCCUUCCGUCUACGAGCUCCUUUGGCUGCGGCUCUCCCCGACGAGUGCUCACCCGUGCCGAAUUGUCGGGUGAAAGCGGCUUUGAAGAAGAGGAUAGUCACGAUUUGAAGAAUGAUAAUGGAUUUUUAGUUCCUGAACCAAUUUUUUCGUUUUCACAGUCAAUUACUGGUUAUGCUAAAUGGCUAGUUCAGCUUUGUUGUGAUGGACUCUCUCAUAUUCUGAAGGAUAAUUCAGAUCAAAGAGAAACAAAGAAAAAUGGUUUGGAUCAAGCUCCAAAAGUGGUUACACCCCUUGAGCAAUCAACUGGUGGGGGUACAAGGGCUGGGCUUUUCAGAACUCCCAUUUCUGGAGGCGUACAAAGUGCAACCUCAGCUCAUGGCCUACCUAAACCUGCCUUAGCUGUCCGCAAUCUAAUGGAACAGGCUAGGUUUGCUCAUUUAUGCACUGUGAUGUCCCGGAUGCAUCAUCGGCGUGAAGGCUACCCAUUUGGUUCACUUGUAGAUUUCGCGCCAGAUUCCAUGGGACAUCCAAUAUUUUCAUUUUCGCCAUUAGCUAUACACACCCGUAAUUUGCUGGCUGACCCAAGAUGCACACUAGUUGUACAGAUCCCAGGAUGGAGUGGUUUAUCUAAUGCAAGGGUAACGAUUUUUGGUGACGUUUAUCCGCUACCUGAAGAUCAACAGGAAUGGGCGCACAAGCAGUAUAUAGCAAAACAUCAGCAAGGUCCUUCUCAACAAUGGGGAAAUUUCUUUUACUUUAGGAUGCAAAAUAUAAGCGAUAUAUAUUUUAUUGGAGGCUUUGGAACUGUUGCGUGGGUGGAUGUCAAGGAGUAUGAGACGCUUCAGCCUGACAAAAUUGCUGUUGAUGGUGGUGAACAAAAUCUUAAGGAGCUCAAUGCAAUCUUUUCAAAGCCUCUAAAAGAUCUUUUGUCGCAAGAAGUUGAGGUGGAUGAUGCUGCUUUGAUAUCAAUAGAUAGCAAGGGGACAGAUGUCCGUGUCCGCCAAGGUGCACAGUUCAAUGUACAGAGAAUAUCGUUUGAAGUCGGUCAUUCAGUUGAAACACUAGAAGAAGCCAAAGCAGCUCUCUGGAAACUGAUAAAUGGAGGCCAAGUUUACAAUUUGCAGAAAUGACCAUUGCAGUAGGCAUCUUCUUGACUCAAGGGGUCAGAAUGAUAGCUGGACCUGUCGUCUAGGGUUGUCGGUGAUGCUGUUACAAGAAUCAGUACAUCACUUUUUUCUGCGGAAGUAUUUAACUUAUAGCCUUAUAGAGGUUAUUGAUGAUGGUGGGGUGAGUUUUUCAGAAAAGUGGACCUUUGUCAACUUAAAUUUGUAGUGUAAGGUUGUUGGUGAUGGUGUUUCAAGAAUGUUCUCAUCA
Messenger RNA from Nicotiana tabacum (common tobacco), 1638 nucleotides. RefSeq lists its product as uncharacterized. Lineage: Eukaryota; Viridiplantae; Streptophyta; Magnoliopsida; Solanales; Solanaceae. The record is from RefSeq and is a predicted model, not a curated record.